This is a messenger RNA of Drosophila rhopaloa, 4986 nucleotides long. RefSeq lists its product as uncharacterized. The record is from RefSeq and is a predicted model, not a curated record. Gene Ontology annotation, molecular function: aspartic-type endopeptidase activity; nucleic acid binding. The transcript is spliced from 4 exons. The coding region runs from base 1 to 4986 and encodes 1661 amino acids. Gene Ontology annotation, biological process: proteolysis; DNA integration. NCBI's taxonomy places the organism in Eukaryota, Metazoa, Arthropoda, Insecta, Diptera, Drosophilidae.
AUGGGGAAGUCCUGGAUUUAUAAUCUCAGGAAGGAGGACUUCGACGAGAUGAGUCAAGUUCUGGGAAUAGAACUGGAGGGCUCAGUCGAUUCGAUGAGGAAGACUCUGGGAGACUUCGUCGACCAGACGGCAGAGGAGCCAGACAUCACCGAUUUGGUAAUGGGCCUGGAAAAGAAAUUCCGGAAAAUGCCCACGCCAAAAUUCAAAAUCACAACCGCAAGUGCCGAGGACCUGAUAGCAAGCUUGGAUGUGUCGAGCAUCGCAAGCCACGCAAGCCGGCAGCGGGAAAAUAGCCGGGAAAGAAAGGAGAGUUUCAGGACGCACACGCAGGACUACGCGCAGGUGGCCAAGCAGGUCCAGGAGUGGAAUUUCCGCUACGACGGAAACGACAAGCCGCUGGAAUUUUUGGAGCAAGAAGAGUGGUCAGUCGACUUACGGUCUCGACAUAACCCAGAUCCCACGAGCAAUGCCGGAGCUGCUCCAAGGCAGAGCCUUGAAACCUGGGGAGACUUCAUCUACAGCUUCCUAAAUUACUUUCUGCCCCGAGGAUACAUGGCGAAGCUGGCGGACCAGGUCAGACAGAGGAAGCAAGCCCACGGGGAGAGCUUCAAAGAUUUUAUGGUGGACAUACAGACCCUGAUGCGGCCACUGAAUAUGUCAACCAAAGAAACGCUGGAGAGGAUAAAAGAGAACAGCACGCUGGCACUCAGAAUGUUCGUUCGCCCAUUUGAAUGUCGAAAUUUGGAUACAUUGAAGGCGCUGGCAGACGAAUUUGAGGAGCUCGACCAGCAGAGGGAGAAAUUCGAGCUGGUGGCAGAGCCAACCAGUACCAAGGCCAAGAUCAGACCAGGGUGCGGUGUGCAGGCGGUGACAGGAGGACCCGGACGCACAACCACGAAGUACGCCGCGCGGCCACGAACCAGCAAACAAUCGCGGCGGAUACGUAGCAAAUCUUACCCAGGCCUGCCGCAGAUGCGGGGUCCAGACCACUGGGCGAAGGAAUGCCGAAACCAAACGGCUUACGUUCUGCUGGCGGUGCGGAAGAAUAGGAGUUCGGACGGUUCAGUGCUGUUCCAGGUCGGGAAACGCCCAGCGACCCCAGCCUCCGAGGGGCGGCCAGGGAUCGCAAGGGGCUGCCACUCGAAAUUAAUGGGCGACCUGGAGGCGGAAGAAAUGCAACUGUCCGCCACGGUGCUCAUAGGUGAAAGUACAAUUAAGGCCACGGUGGAUACCGGCGCCACGGCGAGUUUCAUCAGCGAAGAGCUGGCGGACAGGCUGCAGGCGGCAGGAAGGGUCGGACCCACGAGAAGGCAAGUACGGAUGGCAGACGGUCGCUGCGGGGAAAUAAGUUCACAGCUGGAGACCAAAAUUGGACUGGAAACGAAAACAAUUUCAAUGGAGCUGCUGAUUUUACCAGGACUGAUCGACGCCCUGGUGUUGGGAUGGAAUUUCCUCACCAGAAUCGGGGCCGAAGUCGAGUGCGCAGGACACAGCGCGUCGAUACCGGCAAAGAAUAGACGAGGAGGAUGGCUAGAGGAGAAACUGUCAGUGGCAAUAGUUGAAACACCCAAAAGAUUUGCGGAAAAGGAUGUGGAGGGAUUUUUAAAAGCCGAGUUGGACGAACUGGAAGGAAUAAAGGGUACAUCCAACGUGGCCGUACAUAGGAUCACCAUGAAGGACGACCAACCAGUCAAACAACGGUACUACCCUAAAAAUCCAAAAAUGCAGGGUGAGAUCAAUGCCAAGGUAGACGAGCUGCUGGAAAAAAGAUGCAUCGAGCCUUCUAGCAGUCCCUACAGCUCACCAAUAGUCAUGGUGAGAAAGAAGACUGGAAAGUGGAGGCUGUGUGUGGAUUUCCGGCGAAUAAACGCGAGGUCCAUGAAGGACGCAUACCCGAUACCGAUGAUAAAUUACAUCCUGGACCAGCUGCGAGAGGCGAAGUACAUCAGCAGUCUCGAUCUAAAGGACGGUUACUGGCAGAUCCCCUUGGAGGCAGACAGCAGGCAGUAUACGGCGUUUACUGUACCAGGGAAGGGCCUGUUCCAAUGGAAGGUGAUGCCAUUUGGCCUACACUCCGCGUCGGCAACAUUCCAGCGGGCAUUGGAUCAAGUCAUUGGACCUGAAAUGAUGCCGCAUGCCUUCGCGUAUCAGGAAGACAUCGGCCGAACGCUCAAAGAGCAUAUGGAAAACCUGAAGGAAGUGUUUAGGAGACUACGGGCUGCCAACCUGAAAGUAAAUGCGGAAAAAUGCAAAUUUUUUAGAAAGGAACUGCAAUACUUGGGGCAUCGCAUAACAGACCAAGGCAUCGGAACAGACGCAGAAAAGGUGUCGGCAAUUGCCUUAAUAAAACCACCGGCCAACGUUAAGGAGUUACGACAAUAUUUGGGAGUGGCGUCGUGGUACAGGCGUUUUGUGCCAGAUUUUGCAACGUUGGUGCAUCCGUUGAAUAGCCUGCUCCGGAAAAGCACAAAAUGGGAAUGGACAGAGGACCAUCAACAGGCGUUUGAAGCUGUCAAGGCCAGGCUAACCGCAGACCCAAUCUUAGCAUGCCCAGAUUUCACAAAGACAUUUGUGCUGCAGACCGACGCCAGCGAUUACGGGCUCGGUGCUAUUCUCACACAGAAUUCCGACCAAGGCGAGAGGGUGAUCUCGUAUUCCAGUAGGUCCCUGAAUGGUUCGGAAAGAAAUUUCUCAGCGACUGAGAAGGAAUGCCGGGCAAUUGUGUGGGCCAUACGCAAGUUAAGGCCAUACUUGGAGGGCUACCACUUCAAUGUGAUCACGAAUCAUAUGGCACUGAAGUGGUUGAAUAGCAUCGAGAGCCCAACCGGAAGAAUCGCACGAUGGGCGCUGGAACUGCAGCAAUAUGACUUUGAGAUCGCGUACAGAAAGGGCCAGCUGAAUAUAGUAGCAGACGCACUACCACGACAGCCACUGCCAGAAACGUGUCGACGGGUAAAAACACAGGAACAGCACAAGGAAACCGGCGAGUGUAACUGGAUAAGGGAUAUGCGGAGCAAGAUUUCCCAAAAUCCCCAAAAAUAUCCAGACUACAUGACAGAAGUCGACCAGCUAUAUCGCCACAUACCGCACAGAGCAGGCAACGAGGAUGUCACAUCAUGGAAGCUGUGCGUGCCAACGGGGUCCAGGCGGAGGGUAAUGUCGGAGAACCACAACUCACCGACAGCUGGCCACAUGGGCAGUCGGAAAACAAUUUCCAGAGUCGCAGCAAGAUACCAUUGGCCGGGAAUGCACCGCGACAUAAGGAAAUAUGUGCAAAACUGCGAGAGCUGCCUACGAUAUAAGCCAAGCCAACUACAGGCGGCCGGAAAAAUGCUGACCCAAGUACCGGAAGAGCCGUGGGCCACUGUGUGCGCAGAUUUCGUCGGACCACUGCCCCGCUCCAAACACGGAAAUUCUAUGCUACUAGUGCUGGUAGAUAGGUUCUCCAAGUGGACCGAAAUGGUGCCAAUGCGCAGGGAAUUGACGGAAUCUCUGGAAAAGGCGAUCCGCGACCGGAUCCUCGCAAGAUACGGCGUGCCCAAGGUGUUGAUUACGGACAAUGGCGUUCAGUUUACCAGCAGGGCGUUUAAAAAAUUCCUGGGUGAAUUAGGCGUCCGACACCAGUUUACGGCCCCAUACACGCCCCAGGAAAACCCGACGGAGAGAGCCAACAGGACGGUGAAAAGGAUGAUCGCCCAGUUCACCGGGGCAGACCAGAGGACUUGGGACGAAAAGUGGCCGGAACUGCAGUUGGUCGUGAAUACGAAGGAAGGGAUACGCAAACUCCGGCCGAGAACGCACAGAAGCUUAAAGAAAUCUUCGAGCGAGGCGAAAAUGGAAAAGGCAGCGCAGGAUCAGGCACGCCACUACAAUCUGCGUAGACGCCUAUGGAAACCGAACAUCGGUGACACAGUCUGGGCUAAAGAACAUCAUCUGUCCAAGGCCGCAGCAGGAUUCGCCGCAAAAUUGGCACCAAAAUAUGACGGGCUUUUUAAGAUAAUAAAUUUUAAUUCGCCGCGGGGACCAGUCGGAGCCCGUAGCAAUGGCGUCCCCCCCUGGUGUCGGUCUCCGUCGCCGAACCCCGAAUGGGAGGACGAGGAGCGCAUAACGGAUAUAGAGCUGGAGGAGGAGGAGGAGGAGGAGGCCGGCGUCCGGCCGGCAGGGCAGGAGGCCGAGGUGGCAACCAUCGACCUGCCUUCGUCCGAGGAGAAGGAGGAGGAAGACAAGGAGGACACCGGGACGGAGACGGAGGGCCGCAGCCGGAUUCGGGCGGAUCCGGUUGGGCGACGCAGCGCCAUCGGGCCGCCCGAGGAGGCAAAGCGGAUAUUCGCAACCCGGGCAGAGGUGGUGCGGCGAGUAUUCGCGCAGCGGGCGGUGGCACGGGCAGCCGCAGCAGCCAGAGAGUGGCAAAAGCGGCUGGAUGAGGCUGAGGCCGAAGAGGCAGCGAUCUGGGCACGGCCAGGCCCUAUGGAGCAGUCACCGCCGCAAGCACCUCCACCGCCGUCGCCACCGCUGUCGCUGUCGCAGCCGCCACCACUGCCGUCGCCGCCGCGGGCAGCAGCACCGCCACCGCCACCACCGUCGCCGCCCCGGGCAUCAACACCGCCACCGCCACCGUGGGUGCCAACGCCAUCGCCGUUGCCAGCAAAACGGCUCGGUGGGGAGCCGGAGUUCUGGGAGAAGGGGCCCUUAGUGUGGCCGACAUCAGGAGUGCCAGCCGCACGGCCGCCCAAAGUCGCCAGGCUGACGUCGUGCCCGGAGCCGCGGUCCCCACCAGCCAGGCCGUCAGUGAGCCGCCAACAUUCGGCAGACAGCAGCCGCUGGCAGGAGAUGGCCGAGGAAGAGUGGCCGCCCAGGGUGGCAGCCGAGGCCAACAGGCAGCAGAGGAGAGCCCGUAGCAGCCCCUGGGCCAAACUCCUGGUGGUAGACGGCGUCCGCUACCGCAUCAGGGUGUCAAACGGGGUGGUAAGAGUCCUAAGGGGCUAA